Molecule: messenger RNA, 7187 nt
Organism: Acipenser ruthenus (sterlet)
Lineage: Eukaryota; Metazoa; Chordata; Actinopteri; Acipenseriformes; Acipenseridae
Product: SLIT-ROBO Rho GTPase-activating protein 3-like
Exons: 24
Coding region: 985-3972 (995 amino acids)
Biological process (GO): signal transduction; negative regulation of cell migration
Cellular component (GO): cytoplasm
Molecular function (GO): protein binding
Source: RefSeq, a predicted model, not a curated record
UGUGUGUGUGUCUCAGAGUGUGUGUGUGUCUCAGUGUGUGUGUGUGUCUCAGUGUGUGUGUGUGUGUCUCAGAGUGUGUGUGUGUCUCAGUGUGUGUGUGUGUGUCUCAGUGUGUGUGUCUCAGUGUGUGUGUGUCUCAGUGUGUGUGUGUGUGUCUCAGUGUGUGUGUCUCAGUGUGUGUGUGUGUCUCAGUGUGUGUGUGUGUGUCUCAGAGUGUGUGUGUGUCUCAGAGUGUGUGUGUGUCUCAGUGUGUGUGUGUGUGUCUCAGUGUGUGUGUCUCAGUGUGUGUGUGUCUCAGUGUGUGUGUGUGUGUCUCAGUGUGUGUGUCUCAGUGUGUGUGUGUCUCAGUGUGUGUGUGUGUGUCUCAGUGUGUGUGUCUCAGUGUGUGUGUGUCUCAGAGUGUGUGUGUGUCUCAGUGUGUGUGUCUCAGUGUGUCUCAAUGUCCUUCAAAGGAAUUGGAAUUGAUAUUUUACAGCCAUCAUUAUAACUGUCGCGAUGGUUCAGCUGCUUUCAUUCCAAGCUGGUUUAACUGACUAACAAACAGCGACUUGAAGUGAAUGCGCUGCCGCUGCGAGAAGCUCGUUUUAACAGAAUCCUGCUAAUUGCAAUUUUGAUGAAUGACGUGGAAUUGAUUACAAGGGAAUGGGAAUUGAUUUUCAAAAGGAAUUGGAAAUGAAAUUGGAAAUGAGAAACAGAAAACUGACCCCAACCCUGGCUCACAAGCAUUUUUUUUUUUACAGAAAAUAAACAGUUCUGGUUUUGCAUUUCCAGCAGUGUGGAUGAUAAGUUUACUGUACGCUUCAGAGAUCGUUUUUUCAGUGUUUGUUUUUCCCACGUUGCAGUCGCUAAACCUCAGUCCCUCUCUGGGAAGAUUUACUGCAGCAAUUAAAAGGAGCCAGAAGGAGAGGCUGGUAAAAGGGGAUCUGUCCACCUCAGAAGAGAACCAGCGGAGACAGACACACUGACAGACGCUUCACAUCAGUAAUGUCUUCACACGUCAAGCUGAGAAAAGAGAGAGGCACAAUCGCUGAAUAUGAGACUCAGGUUAAAGAGAUCCGCUCCCAGCUGGCUGAACAGCUCAAGUCUCUGGACCUGCAUGUGGAGAUGCGGGUUCAGCUGCUGCAGGACCUGUCGGAGUUUUUUCGGAGGAAGGCGGAGAUCGAGGGGGAGUAUUCCCGAGGGCUGGAGAAGCUGGCAGAAAGAUUCUCAUCCAAGAUCCGCAACUCCAAGGAGCACCAGCACUCCAGGAAAGAUCAGGACUUGCUCUCCCCAGUGAACUGCUGGCAUCUGAUUCUAAAUCACACCAGACAGGAGAGCAAAGAACACGCAGCGCUGAGCGACACCUACAGCAACAGCACGGUUGUGAGGCUCUGUCACAUCACAGAGGACACCAGCCGCCUGUCCAAGAAGAGUAAAGAGAUCGGUCUGCAGAUGCAGGAAGAGCUGCUCAAAGUGACCAGCGAGCUUCAGACAGCUAUGAGGACCUAUCAUCAGUAUCACACGGACAGCAUGAGCGCAGAGGGGAAGCUGAAAGAAGCAGAGAAGCUGGAGGAACGUCACAUGGGCAAGUCAGCUGACCCGGGGCUCAGCCAAUCAGGCGCUGACGCCAAGCAGCAGAGGCGGAGCUCCCUGAAGAAGACAGAGAAGCUCAAAGAAAAGAGGCAGGCUAAGUUCCUGGAGAACAAGCUGAAGUGCACAAAGGCUCGUAACGACUACCUGCUGAACCUCGCCGCCGCCAACGCAGCCAUGAAUAAAUACUACCUGCAGGACGUGUGCAGCCUGAUAGACUGCUGUGAUCUGGGGUUCCACCUCUCCCUGGGGGUGACCCUGCGGCUGUACCUCUCUGCCCAGUCCCGGGUGCAGCAGUCCCAGCAGGAGGCCCUGGGGGUGCUGGAGGGGGCGGUGCAGGGGCUGGAUCCCCCCGGGGAUCAGAAGAAGAUCCUUGAGAUGAACCACGCCACUUUCUGCCUGCCCUUCCGCUUUGAGUACCAGCCUCACGAAGGGGAUCAGGUGUGCGUGGUGAGCGCGGAGGCCCAGGUGAGGAACGAGCUGGUGACUCGGUUCCAGCAGCUCCAGUCCCGUCUGUCCAGCGUGAGCCUGGAGACGGAGGAGGUCAAUAAGACCCUGAAGGCGACACUCAGAGCCCUGCUGGACUCUUUCAGCAUUGAAGACUACAGCUCUCCUGACUCCCUCCAAACCAGCCAAUCAGCAGAGCCCGCUAAGAGCUCGGGCUCCGAUCCGCCCGGCAACAAACCCAACAUAGCCAAGAGGAGAGCCAAUCAGCAGGAGACUGAGAGCUUCUACUUCACAAAAGUGAAGGAGUAUCUCAGUGGAAGCAGCUUGAUCUCAAAGCUGCAGGCCAAACAUGACCUUCUCAAAGAGGCCAUCGAGAAAGCUGAAUCGAUAGACAGCGACCCCUCCAGGCUCCAGUGUUCCAGCAGGUCUCUGCGUGUCAGAAAGCAGCGGCCGUGCUCCCAGUACAACCACAAACUCUUUACUGGGGACCUGCAGCAGUUUGUGGAGAGCUCUGGACAACUGAUCCCUCUAGUGGUGGAGAGCUGCAUUCGAUUUAUUAACCUGCACGGGCUGCAUCACGAGGGAAUUUUCCGGGUCCCGGGGUCACAGUUGGAGGUGAACGAGAUCAGGAACGCCUUCGAGAGAGGAGAGGACCCCCUCACUGACUCGACGGAUCACGAUAUCGACUCGGUGGCCGGGGUGCUGAAGCUCUACUUCCGAGGCCUGGAGAAGCCACUCUUCCCACAGGAGAAUUUCCAGGAAUUAAUGGAGUGUGUCCAGAUUGAGAACAAGCUGGAGCGCGCGUGUCAGAUCAAGAAGGUUGUGGGCAGCUUCCCGCAGGCCGUGCUCGUGGUCAUGAGAUUCCUCUUCGCAUUCCUCAACCAUCUCUCUCAGUACAGCGAUGAGAACAUGAUGGACCCUCACAACCUGGCAGUGUGUUUCGGACCCACCCUGGUGGCGGUGCCAGCGGAUCAGGACGCGGUGUCGGUCCAGGGCCACGUAAACGAGGCGGUGAAGACCAUCAUCGUGUACCAAGAGAAGAUAUUCCCCGGGGCACGGGAGCUGGAGGGACCCAUAUAUGAGAAGUGCAUGACUGGGGAGGAGGAGUACUGUGACAGCGUCCUGCCCGAGCCCAUCGCAGAGGAGUGUGACCCGGAGCAGGAACCGCCCAUCAGCGAGGACGAGCUGGACUGCGCCGAGGCUGUCGCCCUGUUUGAUUACACCGGCCGCUCACCCCAGGAGCUGUCAUUCAAAAAGGGAGACACUCUGCUGCUGCACAGCAAGGCCUCUGCUGAUUGGUGGAGAGGGGAGCUGGGCGGGGUCAAGGGGCUUGUCCCUCACAAGUACAUCAACCUACCUGAAGUCACUGCGAGGAGGCUGGAGCUGAAGGGGAAGAGAGAGGAGGGGAGAGCAGCCAGCGUCAGCAACCUGUCUGAGGAGCCCAAGGGAGAGGCGGGGAGCAGGUUGCGUGUGAACUCGGACAGCGCCUCGCUGCCCCGCAAGAGGAGCGGCAGCAGCCCCACCCGAAAACUGACCUCCCCCUUCAACGAGCCCCCCCGCAUCCACUUCCCGGGGAUCCCCCUCCCCGCACAGGGGCGCCUCCUCGCUCUCCCGGACAGGUCCCAGGAAAGGCGCAACACUCUGGACACUGCGCUAGGGUUGGGCGCCCCCUUGGGGAGGCACGGGGUGUGUGCAGAGAGGAGCAGCCAGGACCAGCCCACAGUGCAGCUGGACAAGGAGGUUACGAAGCAGAUGAAUUCCGUGUUCAAAGAGCUGCUGUCUCUAAAACAGGAAACCCCCAAACCCAGCGAGACCCCCGGGGGGACAUCGGCAAAGAAAGGGGGCACCCCCUCGACCGCAGCGCCAUCCACCCAAAAAAAAGGGUUCGGAUUGAGAGGGAGGGGGCUGUUUAAAACUGGGACAGGAGGGGGGGCCAGCGCUGAGCAACAUGAAUAAAGAGGAGAGAGGAGAGAGGGAGGAGAGGAGAGAGAGGAGAGAGGAGAGGAGAGAGAGAGAGGAGGGGCUAGCGCUGAGCAACAUGAAUAAAGAGGAGAGAGGAGAGAGGGAGGAGAGGAGAGAGAGGAGAGAGGAGAGGAGAGAGAGAGAGGAGGGGCUAGCGCUGAGCAACAUGAAUAAAGAGGAGAGAGGAGAGAGGGAGGAGUGGAGAGAGAGAGGAGGGGCCAGCGCUGAGCAACAUGAAUAAAGAGGAAAGAGGAGAGAGGGAGGAGAGGAGGAGAGAGUAAAGAGGGAGGAGAGGAGAGAGAGAGAAAGGGCCAGCAGUGAGCAACAUGAAUAAAGAGGAGAGAGGAGAGAGGGAGGAGUGGAGAGAGAGAUGAGGGGCCAGCGCUGAGCAACAUGAAUAAAGAGGAGAGAGGAAAGAGGGAGGAGAGGAGAGAGAGGAGAGAGGAGAGGAGAGAGAGAGAGGAGGGGCUAGCGCUGAGCAACAUGAAUAAAGAGGAAAGAGGAGAGAGGGAGGAGAGGAGAGAGAGGGAGGAGAGGAGCGAGAGAGGAGGGGCCAGCGCUGAGCAACAUGAAUAAAAGAGGAGAGAGGAGAGAGGGAGGAGUGGAGAGAGAGAGGAGGGGCCAGCGCUGAGCAACAUGAAUAAAGAGGAAAGAGGAGAGAGGGAGGAGAGGAGAGAGAGAGAGGAGAGAGGGAGGAGAGGAGGAGAGGAGAGAGAGAGAGGGGCCAGCGCUGAGCAACAUGAAUAAAGAGGAAAGAGGAGAGAGGGAGGAGAGGAGGAGAGAGGAAAGAGGGAGGAGAGGAGAGAGAGAGAAGGGGCCAGCAGUGAGCAACAUGAAUAAAGAGGAGAGAGGAGAGGAAGAGCGAGAGGCCAGCACUGAGCAACAUGAGGAGAUAGGAGAGAGGAGAGAGGGAGAGGAGGAGAGAGGAGAGAGGGAGGAGAGGAGGAGAGAGACAGGAGGAGGGGCCAGCGCUGAGCAACAUGAAUAAAGAGGAGAGAGGAAAGAAGGAGGAGAGGAGGAGAGAGGAGAGAGGGAGGAGAGGAGCGAGAGAGGAGGGGCCAGCGCUGAGCAACAUGAAUAAAGAGGAGAGAGGAGAGAGGGAGGAGAGGAGGAGAGGAGGAGAGAGAGGAGAAUAGUUAUUAGAAAAGUAAAUUAUGCAAUAAUGAAAGAAAAAAGAAAAAGAAAGUGCUGGGCUGCAGUGUGGAAGGCAGCGGGUUUGAGGAGCUCAGUGGUUAGAUAAAGAAAGCGCUGGGCUGCAGUGUGGAAGGCAGCGGGUUUGAGGAGCUCAGUGGUUAGAUAAAGAAAGCGCUGGGCUGCAGUGUGGAAGGCAGCGGGUUUGAGGAGCUCAGUGGUUAGAGAAAGAAAGCGCUGGGCUGCAGUGUGGAAGGCAGCGGGUUUGAGGAGCUCAGUGGUUAGAGAAAGAAAGCGCUGGGCUGCAGUGUGGAAGGCAGCGGGUUUGAGGAGAAAGAAAGAAAGGCGGGCGGACGGGCACGCGGGCGGGCAGGCAGGGAGGCAGGGAGGCAGGGAGGCAGAUGCUAGCAAUGAGAUGGAAUUUGUUGAAGGUGUUCCUCUCUCUGCACUGCAGUCUCAACUGUUUAGCGCAUUUCCAUAAACACACAAAUAAACAAGACUUUUAAUUUAAAAGAUUUAAUGAAUUAAAAACUACUGUUGGUAAUCCACAAAGUUGCAGUAAAUAGCUGUGGUCUUACCACAGUAAAUUCACAUCCCAUUUACAAUGCUUCCCGAUGCUUCACCAUGCUUUCACUGUGCUUUAUUACACUGUGCUGUGCUUUUAACAUGGGACACUUUUACAAGGGUUGGUGUGGUGCUGAUUUUGAGAGAAUAACACAUACAUGAGUCAAACUGUCUUCAGUGCAGUAAUUCACACAGGGGUGUUUGUAACUUAAUCCAUUUCCAUUUUCACUCUGCCUGUUCAGUUUAUUUACUGUGCUAAUAAAUAAUAAUUGUAAUAUAUACCUUUUUUUUCCUAAUUAAAACCCUUGGACAAUCAAUCGCUUUGCAUAGGUUAUUGUUGUGCUGUUAAUUAGCUAAAGAGAAAACAAAAGCUAUAAAUGAUUUGUGUGUUAAAAAAAUGAUCUGGCUCGAGGAAGAGUGAAGUAGAGAAAGAGAAAGGGAGGCUCUUCUACUCUCUGAACAGCCUCCCUCUGCUCUGUGCUGGUGGACCAGAGAAAGAGAAACGGAGGCUCUUCUACUCUCUGAACAGCCUCCCUCUGCUCUGUGCUGGUGGAGCAGAGAAAGAGAAAGGGAGGCUCUUAUACUCUCUGAACAGCCUCCCUCUGCUCUGUGCUGGUGGAGCAGAGAAAGAGAAACGGAGGCUCUUCUACUCUCUGAACAGCCUCCCUCUGCACUGUGCUGGUGGAGCAGAGAAAGAGAAAGGGAGGCUCUUAUACUCUCUGAACAGCCUCCCUCUGCUCUGUGCUGGUGGAGCAGAGAAAGAGAAAGAGAAAGGGAGGCUCUUCUACUCUCUGAACAGCCUCCCUAUGCUCUGUGCUGGUGGAGCAGAGAAAGAGAAAGUGAGGCUCUUCUACUCUCUGAACAGCCUCCCUCUGCUCUGUGCUGAUGGAGCAGAGAAAGAGAAAGAGAGGCUCUUCAACUCUCUGAACAGCCUCCCUCUGCUCUCUUCUGGUGGAGCAGAGAAAGAGAAACUGAACUCUCUAUUUGAUUUCACUUAUUGUUCAAAACCAGGAUUGGGGUCAGUUCCUGUUUCUAAAUUCCAGUUCCAUUCCCAGUUCCUUUUUAAAAUCAGUUCCAAUUUCCGGUCCUUCGAUGGAAUUGGAAUUGAUAUAUUAGAGACGUAAUAAUAAUUGUUUCUUUGGUUCAGCUGCUUUCAUUCAAAGGUGAUUUAAUUGACUAACAAACAGCGACUUGAAGUGAAUUUGUUGCCCGCUGAGAGAAGCGAAUUUGAACAGAAUCCUGCGACUUGCAAUUUUGAUCAAUGACGUGUUGGGAUUGAUUAAAAGGGAACGGGAAUCGGAACUCGAAAACAGGAUUUGACCCCCCGACCCUGUUCAGAAUUCAAUCUGUCAGUCUCCCUGUCUCCCUGUCUACCUGUCUCCGUCAGUCUCCCUGUCUCCCUGUCUGUCUGUGUUUUAAAAAUUGAGAGUUUUAAAUGAAUCCCUGUAUAUUGUGUAAUGCAGAGUUUUGUGCGUUUUUUUUCCCUUUGAAGAAAUAAAAGGAAAUAUUAUGUU